This is a messenger RNA of Didymodactylos carnosus, 1809 nucleotides long. Lineage: Eukaryota; Metazoa; Rotifera; Eurotatoria; Philodinida; Philodinidae. The record is from the annotation of a GenBank genome assembly.
AUGCCGGCUGGUAUAAAAAAGGCAGCGAAGAAAGGAAGGAAAAUACAAGAGACAGCAGCCAAUAAGAAAUCAGAUUCGGCAGAAAAUCUUCACUUACUCACACACAAAAGUCCAAACUACGAACAACUCGUUAAUGACGCGAUUAAAUGUCAAAAGUUUGUGGAUAGAGUCAAAGAAAUAAUUAAAUCGUUACAACCACGUUUGGAUUCGACGAUGAAAGAAGACAAGCAGGCAACAGAAGAAUUUGCAUCAGAUCCAAAUGUGAUUGUUGUUAACCGAACGAAAAAACGUAGAAGAGUGGUAUCUCUUCCGUCUGCCACAAGUACGGAUACUACACCGUCUGCUUAUCCGGAAUCUCUGCCACAUUCGGCUCCAUCAGAGAAUGUAUCGAAUGCAGCAGAACGAUAUGCUUGUUCGUUUGCUUUUCCACCGAUCAAAAUUAUACCGCUUACGACUAAAAAUCAGAUGUUCAACUUGACUGGAUCUAUUGUUACCAGAUUUCUCGAUGAAUUUCGUUUGCCCGAUGAAGCUGAGUCCAAUACAGCGUAUUGGAGAAUUAGAUCUGGGAAUCUCUUAUUGUUCGCCGGCGACAGAGAAACGUUUUCACAAUUGUUUGACGAACGAGUGUACCCAAGACUAAUUGGUAGUUACAAUUUCAUAGUGGUAUAUCCGAAAAAGAUUCCUCCACAGCUUUCACUGUUAAUACUUGGCGUACCGAUAGCGAUGAACGUUGAACAUCUCGGUCAAGAAAUACAGCAAACGUGGCCGUCAAUUUGUGGAGGUGUAAGUCAGCCCACAUUCAAGUCAACAACAAGUAAAAAUGUACGAAUUGAUUUUCGUUCGAGUGAUGACUAUAAAAACUGUAAGCAAUCAGGAAAAGUUCGUGCAGGUAACAUAGUUAUGAAAGUGAAAGAAUACUUCUCAACUCCUAAGGUGCUUAUUUGCACUAAAUGUCACAAAUAUGGUCACUUCAAAAAGGAUUGUAAACAGGAAAAUGAAUGUUGUAAAGUGUGCAGCCUUGAAGUUGUUUCGAGUAAAGAGCACAAAUGUAACGGUAAAGCACACUGUCGAAACUGUGGUAGGGAUCACCAUUAUUUUGAAAGUUCUUGCCCACAUUUAAUUCAGUACCGUAGAACACUGAUGGCUCAUUUGAUCGAUAGAAAUCUUGUUCCUUCUCAAUGUCAUAUACCCAGAGAAUUUCGUUCGCGUGUUGCUCAGAUUAAGCCGGUGUCUCUUGAUGAACCACAACAGACCGUUUCUUCAUUUGUUUCUCGUGCAGUACCUCCUUUGGUGCCGUUAGUUGAUUCGUUUGCUUCUGUAGUAGUGGGUUUGCCUUCGCGACCUCGAGAUCUAGAUCAAUCUCAACCGCCAUCGACGAAUCCAGUAUCAAGUAAUUGUAGUUCAUUCGAUACACUAGGUUCCUUAUCCGACCGGUUGAACGCACUGCAUCGGGAAACGACCCGGCACUUAACAUCGAUUAGUGAGCAAAUUGCACAGACGAAUAUCAUGAUACAGUGCGCACAAAUAAAAGUUGAUGAGUUAUCGCAGGUCGUUUCGAAUAUUGUUGUUCCCACCAUAAAUCAGUUAUCAUCGACAUUGUUGAAAGUUGUAACCGGCCAAGGUCAAAUAAGUAACGCGGAGGUGUCGGUCAUUCAGAACAUUCCAUCUCAAUUGAAUGAGUCAGUUUUGCGGGCACAAACUUGUAUCUCAAAAAUUUCGGAGGUGGUGUCGUGCGUUCUCAGUGAGAGACAGUUUGGGAGAGUCCUCUGUCCAUCGUACAACAAUUCAUAUCCUUCCCAAUGGCGUUAA